Molecule: messenger RNA, 849 nt
Organism: Alternaria rosae
Lineage: Eukaryota; Fungi; Ascomycota; Dothideomycetes; Pleosporales; Pleosporaceae
Exons: 2
Coding region: 179-634 (151 amino acids)
Source: RefSeq, a predicted model, not a curated record
CUAACGGACCCUGAAAUUGGCUGCAGCUGACUAGCGCAACGUCUCCACCGCCCAAGACGACAGGCACAAUCCAAUCACGGCCUGUUCUCGCAAAUUGAGACGCUACCCGGUGCCGAAUUGGGAGCUGGCUGCUAAAUGUGGAUGCCUCAGGCUUUAAUCCACGACGGCGUGGUUAUUUAUGCCUCUUCCCCACAUAAUCUCUCGCCCACGCCCGUGUAGUGCUUGCAUUAAAUUCACCACCAUUGUCUAUGCGGCACAGGGGUCUUUGAUUAUCGAUAAUGAAUGCGCGAUCUUAACGCUAUCGAUAAGUUGCCUUUCUGCAAGAGCUCCCCAAGGCGGAAGGCCCAACAAUUCCCCCCAUGUAGUCCGCAAUGAUUCCGACAGCCGACCAACAAAACGCACCACUCUUCGAGGCACACUGCGUACUCCACGAAAGUAUGCUUUGAGUCGCAGCGAGCUCGGGAUAUCCUUCCGGUUCGACAGUCACCGAUACCUUGCCCGUCUGGGGAUAAGUCUAGACAAGAUACUCGAAUUCGUAGUCAUCUGGAAUACAACCUUCAUCCAUUGGACCGCAGUUGCCGCCAUGAUAGUGUCCUAUCUUGGUUGUCUUGGAUCGCUCCACGGCCUUGGUUAACACACCCAUGACGACAGAUGUGAGAGGCUGCACGUUGACCGGAUUGCCAAAUGUACCUCGAGAGAGAUGCUGCAGUCGUUUCCGAUCCCAUGAGCUUCGGGCUUACACAUGUUGAUGAUAAUGUCGAAUACUUCGCCAUCAGGCAGCUGGAAAUUGACAGCGUUAUUGCGCAAAGUGUGAUAGUGACAACGUUGGUCAUGCACUUGGAAUGGAUC